AUUCCUAAGGGGGUAUGUCCCCUCCGUAGGUCAAAGUCAGAGACCACAAGGAGGGAACCCCAGAGCACCCACCUCUCCUUGCCUGGGAAACUAGAAGUGGAGCUGGGGAGAAGGAGAAGGAGGUGGAAAGGAUGGGCAGCAAGGAAGAUGUGGGGAAGGGAUGUCCGGCGGCCGGUGGCGUCUCCAGCUUCACCAUCCAGUCCAUCCUGGGCGGGGGCCCCUCCGAGGCACCGCGGGAGCCCGCCGGGUGGCCAGCCAGGAAACGCAGCCUGUCUGUGUCCUCGGAGGAGGAGGAGCCGGAGGAAGGUUGGAAGGCUCCGGCUUGCUUCUGCCCAGAUCCGCACGGCCCCAAGGAGCCAAGCCCUAAGCACCAUACCCCCAUCCCUUUCCCUUGCCUGGGUACCCCCAAGGGCAGCGGAGGCGCAGGGCCUGCGGCCUCGGAGCGCACGCCAUUCCUUUCUCCUUCUCACCCGGACUUUAAGGAAGAGAAGGAGAGGCUUUUGCCGGCGGGCUCGCCUUCUCCGGGCCCGGAGCGGCCACGGGACGGCGGUGCGGAGCGCCAAACCGGAGCGGCCAAGAAGAAGACGCGCACCGUCUUCUCCCGCAGCCAAGUGUACCAGCUCGAGUCUACCUUCGACAUGAAACGCUACCUGAGCAGCUCGGAGCGCGCUUGCCUCGCCUCCAGCCUGCAGCUCACCGAGACCCAGGUUAAGACUUGGUUCCAGAAUCGCCGCAACAAGUGGAAGCGGCAGCUCUCAGCCGAGCUUGAGGCAGCCAACAUGGCACACGCGUCGGCGCAGACUCUCGUGGGCAUGCCGCUCGUGUUUCGGGACAGUUCGCUGCUGCGAGUGCCGGUGCCGCGCUCUCUGGCCUUCCCGGCUCCGCUUUAUUACCCGAGCAGCAAUCUCUCGGCCUUACCGCUCUACAACCUGUACAACAAGCUUGACUACUGACAUGCUCGCCCGCCGGCUCCCGGGACGCCCCUGGUCGCCUGCAGCUGCCUGCAUAGCCCGGCGCGGUCGGGAUCCUUCGCAGAGCUCCGGAGCAGAGCGGCGCGUGUCCAGAAAUAUUAAGAAAUACACCAUGUGUAUUCGUUAUGUCUUAUUUAUGGCCUCUUUCCUACCUUUUGUUUUGUUUUGUUUUAUUUUGUUUUGUUUUGUUUUGAGUAUUUAUCUGCAUUCCUCACGCCAGAGCACCUGCUUUCUACACAAAACCAAACAACUCGCGUUUGAAACUAUUUUGGAAGGGGAGGCUCUCGGGUGGUGGUGGGAAGUGGGGUUUUGAUUAGGUCGGUUUUGACCAGUAGCAAGAAAAAAAAAAAAACAUCAGAAAAACCACCAACAGAACCAGGCAGUCUUUCUCCCAUAUAUACACCUGUAUAUAGAAAAUGUGGUAGGACACAAGCUCAGCCGAGCCGAACCAACUAGGGCUUUGGUCGUUGAACUAAUCACUUCUCUUUAUUCCCUUCAUCUUGAGGAUGGGUAGGGGCAAAACGAGGAGAGUACAGAUCUGUAAAUAUUUUUAAAGAGAAAAAAAUAAAACGUUUUAAACAUGGUUGCUAACUUUGGAGGGAUGGAUUGUCCCAGGAGACAGCGGCAGAGGAGUUUCUGGAUUUUUUUUUUUUUUUUUGCCAGAGCAUGCAGGAUUCUGUCUCCUCCCUCAGCCCCCAAGGUUCUGCUCUCACCACGUGUGGGUGGGGCUGGGCUCAGAGGUUAAAGGUCGGGAUAUUGGGGCUGCCCAGGCAGCACGUGACUGGGGCUGCUUACAGGAACAGCACAGUUCCCACGACCCAGGUGUGCGGGUUGGGGUGCACUCGAGAUGGAAUCCAGAUCCACAGCCCCGCGCAGCGAAAGACAAAGCCAGGAGCCUGGCUGCUGACCCGGUCGCCUCUGGGAAUGAGCCAAGCAAGGAGGUGAACAUCUCCCCGAUACUGGGCUGUUUUGGGCUAGACGAAAGCUGGGCACGCCGCGAAAGGCCGGAGCUCUUGGCGUUCUUGGCGUCCUCCUGCGCGGAGUAAAACGUGGGGUGAGAGAAAGCGUCCGCUUGGGUUCCAGAGCCACAGGCGACUGGCUUGCAGCCCUCGCAGGGGUCUCCCGCUGGUGACACAGUUGCGAGAGUUCUGCGCAGAGCGGGAAGUGAUGCCUAAGGGUCAGAUUUCGUUGGAGGGAUUCGUGGAGCAGAUGACACGGGCGCUUCCCUAGUUUCUUUUUGUAGUUGUUAAAUUUGCCCGUGAAUGACAAAAAGGUCGGAUCACUGGCUAACUUGCAGCAGCUGUUUCUGAAUUGAGCACUGAGGAUUGCAGUGCCCGGCUGCCUGCCUCCAUGCAGGGUUAGGGAGGCUCUGCACCCGGAGAACUGCUUCGUCAGGAUCAUGCAAAUCACAGCACUGUAUUUUCUCUACGUUUUCAUAGCAUCCACCUGUUCCUUGUUAAAUGUCAGAAAUGGGCCUGGAGCUUGGAGGAGGCCUCAGGUAGAGUUAUUAGGUCCAGCCCGCCUCCCCUCAGUGGUUGAUCAGGGUGCAAAGAGCUAGGAGUCUGCAGCGCCAAGGCCCUAUCUAUUUCUUUCUUCAGAAGAAAACCUGGUGCCUGAGGGACCGGUCUCUUUGAGCCAAGGGGGCAUCGAAAUGACUUGCAUUUUGUAGAAAUUCACAGAAUGUAAACGUUUACAUGGCCCAUAUCAUUCCGUGAAAUAUGCCUGGCAGAAGAGAUUUGCUCUGAUAUUGCCUAUUUUUUUCUUAACACAUUAUAUUUUAUAAAACCUGCAACUCCUCCUAGGUGACAUUAGAUGGAUGCUACACAAGAAUGCACCGGGCAAUACUAGGUUGGUUUGCUUACAUUUGUUUUAUUUUAGCUGUGUUCACCUCAAUAAGUAUUUGUUGAGGUCUCAACAUGUGCUAAGAACCUACACUAAAUUUGGGGUGGUCCAAAGGAGAACACAAAGAGGCCUAUCAGUUCUCUUCUUACUUAUUAAAUAUGUGUUUUCAAUUGC
Molecule: messenger RNA, 2987 nt
Organism: Mus musculus (house mouse)
Lineage: Eukaryota; Metazoa; Chordata; Mammalia; Rodentia; Muridae
Gene: Hmx2
Product: H6 homeobox 2
Exons: 3
Coding region: 132-953 (273 amino acids)
Biological process (GO): regulation of DNA-templated transcription
Cellular component (GO): nucleus
Molecular function (GO): DNA binding; sequence-specific double-stranded DNA binding; DNA-binding transcription factor activity, RNA polymerase II-specific
Source: RefSeq, marked validated